AUGGCUCCUCUCGCAUCUGCCGCUCUCCUGCUCGCCGCCUCGGCCGUCGUCAGCGCACACUUUACGCUCGACUAUCCGCCCACCAUUGGCUUCGACGACGACAAGGAGGGCACCGGCCCCUGCGGCUCCUUCACCCCCGACUUCGCCAAGGACAACGUCACCGACUUCCACGUCGGCGGCGACAACGUCGCCAUCAACCUGCUCCACCCCCAGGGCACCUGGCUGUACCGCGCCACCCUCGACCAGACCGCCACCGGCAACAACUGGACGCAGCUGCACCCGGAGACCAUGCAGACGGGCCUCGGCAAGUUCUGCCAGCCCGCCAUUGCCGUGCCCGAGAGCUGGGCCGGCAAAAAGGGCGUCCUCGGCAUCGUGGUCGAUGCGCCCGAUGGUCUGCUGUACCAGUGCGCGGCCGUCAACUUUGUGGCGGGCGCCGCCACCCAGAACCAGUCGACCUGCACCAACAGCUCCGGCGUGACGGCGUCGUUUGUGACGGACGCGAACCUGGCGCCGCUGGCGGCCGGCAACAACUCGGCGGGCGACGCGUCCGCCUCAGGCACCGGUUCGAGCGGCUCCACGCCCACGACCACCGGCACCGGCAGCACCGGCUCGUCUACCAAGAACGCGGCACCCGGCCGCGUCGGCGGUUCUCUGCCGCUGGGCAGCGUGGCGGGCGUUGUCCUGGCGGCCAUGUUUGGCAGCGCCUUCAUGAUGCUGUAG
Molecule: messenger RNA, 720 nt
Organism: Sporothrix brasiliensis 5110
Lineage: Eukaryota; Fungi; Ascomycota; Sordariomycetes; Ophiostomatales; Ophiostomataceae
Exons: 1
Coding region: 1-720 (239 amino acids)
Source: RefSeq, a predicted model, not a curated record